Molecule: messenger RNA, 939 nt
Organism: Oldenlandia corymbosa var. corymbosa
Lineage: Eukaryota; Viridiplantae; Streptophyta; Magnoliopsida; Gentianales; Rubiaceae
Source: the annotation of a GenBank genome assembly
AUGUAUAGAUUGACACUCAUCAUUCCACCACCUGAUGAUUCCCCUUUUUCCGUUGUUGCUUCUAUUCUAGGGUGUUUUGUAAUGGUUUUUUGGGGUUUAAGGCCAGGAGGACUAGAAGUAUUGAUCUCCAUUCCUCAAUCCUCAAGGAGGCCCUUAAUAGUAAAAGACUGGGAUGUGGAAGAUGGUUUCAGAGUAGAAGCUAUUAAACCAGUCCAUGUUUGGGUGCAAUUGCCCAAGUUGCAGCUCAAAUACUGGACUGCUAAAACCUUAAGCAGAAUCAUAACCCCCAUGGGAAAGCCAAUAGAGAUGGAUGAAAUCACAUCCAUGAAGAUCAAUGAGAAGGUGCAAACUACUGUUUGUUUUGAAAAUGAAUAUGGGAUCUUACAAGAGCAGCAAGGGCAAUAUGAAUGGCUUCCUGUAAAGUGUGGUAAUUGUAAGGGCUAUGGACAUGAAACCAGUACUUGUAGAAAGCCAGUGGAAAAAACUUGGAAGGAAAAAACUAUAUUAAGGAAACCGGUACCAGAAGAGAUGACUGUCAAGAAAAUGGAAGAUGAUGGAGACCAUCGAGCUAACACUAAUGGAAAGGGACAUGUGGCUGCCAAUAAUGGAGAAGACGAGCAAGUUGAGGUCAUGAAAGCUAAUGGAGGAUCUAAAGAUGCUGCUUUAAAGAAUAAUUCUUACAUUCGUGAUCCACUCUCAAACAUUGUUGGACCAAUGACUCGUGCUAGACGCAAGAGGAUGGAUGAAUCACUUAAUAGUCUAAUUACUACUACAUGGACUAAGGAAGAAAUUAAGCUUGAGGAUUACAAACCCAAGACUAUUAAUUUGUUGCAUGUGACACCAAAUGGACUUGGCCUAUUUGGAGAGAAAGAAUUUCGGUCCUCAAUCCAAGGAGAGACUACCGGCCACACUUCUUAUGGAGGUCGAAUGGAUCCCUAA